Homarus americanus (American lobster) is the source of this 2525-nucleotide messenger RNA. Its product is annotated as ionotropic receptor 93a-like. NCBI's taxonomy places the organism in Eukaryota, Metazoa, Arthropoda, Malacostraca, Decapoda, Nephropidae. The record is from RefSeq and is a predicted model, not a curated record. The transcript is spliced from 12 exons. Gene Ontology annotation, cellular component: membrane. Bases 26 to 1957 code for a protein of 643 amino acids. Gene Ontology annotation, molecular function: ligand-gated monoatomic ion channel activity.
CUCACUCAACAUCUCCACAAGUAUAAUGCUCGGUGACAGCUUGAGCAACAUCAACACAGGGAAAAUAAUACUGAUGAUGGUGAGCCUCGCCGUCAACACCGUCCUCCCGCUGCCUCCACACUCAGUUGUAGGAGAGUUGUUGUCAGUCGCAGGUGGUGGUGUUGGCGCCGUCCUGGAGGCGGUGUCUCAGCCCACCUGCUCCCUCAUCCUCCUCACAGAUGGCACCACCUCACCCUCCACCAUCCUCAAGGUGGAGAGUGUAGUACGAGGAAGCCCUUGGGGGGUGGGGUGUUUCAAGGUGGAGGUAGACGGCAAGGACGGUAAUGUGACGCAGGCGAUCUUCUCCCGCUUCCUUCGCCAGGCUCGACAGGUGAGGCUCAAGUCUCGGUGUGUGCGGGUGGUGGUGGUGUGUCACGACCCGGUCUUCCUCGCCACCUUCGCCGAGUGGUCCGUCAAGGGUCGCCUCCUGGUGUGGGCCACCAAGCUGCUGGUGGUCACCAGCCUCCCACUCCCACAGCUCCACGCCCUCCUGUCCUCCCACUGGACCUUCUCCAUGAUGAACACCAUCUUGCUCAACCUGGAGGACACACCACCCAACCUCAGGGACAGGGUCAGCGUGUACACCCACCUGCCAUACACCCCGGAGGGAGCUAAGGUGGUGAGAGUUGCUUCCUGGACACCAAGACGCGGCUUCGUCGUAAGAGAGGGCCGUUCACUCUUCCCUCCUAAGUUCUCAAACUUCUAUGGUGCCGAGGUCAACGUGACUGCCCUGCCUUACCCGCCAUACUGGGACGAACUGGAGGGACCUGAUGGCAUUAAACAGUACUCUGGCACCGACUACUUCUUGUUAAAAUCAAUUGCGGACUCCCUCAACUUUACUAUCAACGUCGUGCCCACCACCUCGUGGGCAGAGGUUUCACAGCGUGUAGAGGAACGGGUGUCCUUCAUGGCUACUGUGUUCCAUGCUAUGUUGCCAGAACGUCUUGAACGCUACGACUACUCAUGGGUGUACGAGUACGCGUCCCUGGACUUCAGUAUGGCCCAGCCUGGUAUCAAGCCACAGUGGCAGUCGCUCUACUACCCGCUCACUGACCUGGUGUGGGCGGCCGUCCUGCUGGCUCUGCUGCUCACCCCUUUGGUCCUGCUGCUGAUUAUUCGUGUUGGUGAAUGGAGGGAUGGUGGGGACAGGGUAGCCACAGGAACGGUGGUGCAGGAUGUUACAGGGAUGCUGUUAGGACAGAACUUGCCACGACGGCUGCCCACAGUCAUCUCCAGCCGUGUACUGGUGGCUUCGUGGCUGAUGUUCGCUCUCAUAUUCGGGUCUGCCUAUCGUGGCAACCUCACCGCCUUCCUCACGCUGCCCAAGUACCCACCCCGUGCUGAGACAAUCCAGGAGCUCGUCAGUACUGCACAUAGGAUAACGAUGCCACCAUACGGGGCCGAGUUCAAAAAUUUCUUCAGCAAGUCAGAUUCACAGUUGUUCAAGAGACUGGGCCAACUGAUGCAUAUCGUUCCAUCAGUAAAUGUCGGACAACAACAGGCAGUUGAGAGAAAACAAGCUCACCUGGACUCUGGACGCUACCAGCAACUAAAAAUAUCAAAGCGGUUCAUUGGGGCAGACGGAACCCCCAAGUUAUACCUCGGCCGGGAGAGCAUCAUUCCUGGCCAGGGCGCCUGGCCCAUCCCCCAUGACGCUCCCUUUGGGCCCGUCCUCGACCGCUGCCUCAUGGCUGCCAUUGAGGCUGGACUGUACGAGAGAUGGAACGACGACCUGUUGCGUCAAGCUCAGAUGGAGAGUCGCAGGAGGUACAAGCAACAGGAGACAGAAAAAGAGACAGAGUCAGACAGCAGCCUGAGGUCCCUCACCAUCACACACCUGCAGGGACCCUUCAUACUCUUCCUCCUAGGCCUCGGCCUGGCUGGAGUCUCCUCCAUCGUGGAACUUCUCACCGUGUAACAUCUCUUAGAAUGACCAUAAACACCUAAUUAGCUUUAAUUUCCUUUGCUUAAAUGUUUUGUGAUAAAAGCUCACGAACAAUAAUUAAUAACUGAAAACUUGAAAUCUUAAUCUCGCAUUUGCUGUCUUGCUGAUGAUACCAACCAAGUCAUUUUUCAUUGCAUUUCUAAGAACUUGAUGCAAUAAACUUAAAAAAUAUUUCAAAUUUUAGAUUCCCUAUGUCUCUCUUAUGUAGAACACUACAGUGCCGUAGAAUGUGUGUUGGGAGAUUAACGUAAUUACUAACGUACUCAAAACCUAUUUUGUUGAAGGAGAGUAAUAACCUUAUAAUGUCAAAUGUGCAUUUAAUAUACGGUAGUGUAGAUGAUGUAGUGAAGAUAAUUGUGUGGUUGAUGUAUGGUAAAUGUUGCGGGUGUUUCUGUUCUAGAAUUGUGCCGCCACCCUUAAUCAGAUAAACAUACUGUAUAUCAACGGCCUUGACCUUCCUAAUUAGAUUAAUAGUUUUAUAAUUAUGACAAAAUUACAUCACUGAUAAUAGUAAUAACAAUAAACAGAACAGACACAAACA